AUGUUUGUUCUCAUCUGGGCAGCUCUGCUUUUCUCUGUGAGAGGCAGUAAUGCUGGCACAGGUUCCUCAGCCUCAGAACACUGUGACAGAGAAUACUGUGUUACUCUCAGUGAGCAAGAACUAAGAGCAGAGGCUGGACUCUGUGUUGUGAUCUCGUGCUCUUUCAGGACUGCUGCUGCUUUUACCCCCAAACAUAUAGUUUGGUUCAAAUGUGAAGCAUCUACUGAAAGAUGUGGUGAUGCUGACAUAAUAUUUCACAGCAACAAAAACACAAAGAAAAAGCCUCAGGCUGGAUUUGAAGGACGAGUGUCACUUUUGGAGCCUGAUGUGAGUCAGAACAACUGCAGCAUCAUCAUUAAUGAUCUCAAACAGUCUGAUUCUGGAUCAUAUCAGCUCAGAGUUAUUGGUGAAUGGAACGGGAAAGAAGAUGGAUUCACAUUCAUUACAAAAGCAGCUGUCUCUGUUACAGGUCUUAAACAGAAGCCCACAGUAAUGAUUCCCACACUGACAGAGGGACAGCAGGCCACACUGACCUGCACUGCUCCUGGUCUCUGCUCUGGAUCUGUUCCUGAAAUCACCUGGACAUGGAGAGGAGCAGGAGGGACUCACAUUACAGAGAACAUCACUGCUUUCAAGACUGAGAGUGUGACAGCUUUCACACAGAGACACACCUCAACUUUGACCUUUAAUGCGUCAGCUGAACAUCACAACUCUGAAAUCACCUGUAAAAUCGGCUUCACAGGUGAAACAACUACAGAAGAGACUUCAGAUUUGAGAGUGAACUAUGUGAAGGAAGUUAAAAUCACUGGUGUUACACGUGUGAGGGAGGGCGAGGCUCUGAAUCUGACCUGCAGUGUUGAAAGUUUCCCUCCAUCUCUGAUUAUGUGGAAACAUCAUAGUUCCAACACAGACCACAGUGACACUGGAUCAUCUACACUUGUCAUCAGUAAUGUGACAGCAGAGCACUCUGGACUGUACGUCUGUACAGCAAAACAUCUGGACACAACUGUGACUUCAUAUGUUGAAGUGAUUGUGACUUGGUUUUCAAAGAUCCUCGAUGGCUCUGGAUGUGUGCGUCAGUCAGAGGUUUUGACCUGUGUGUGUAUCAGCGAAGGGUUUCCUUUACCUACCAUUAACUGGCCGCUCCUGAAGAACCACACUGAGUACUCUGUCAUUACCACUGUGACAAACCACACAGUCAGCAGCACUGUCAGUCUGAGUGUAAAAAACCAUGGCAACAGCACUGUUGAAUGUGUCAGCAACAAUGGAAAUGGAGAAGAAAGAGAAAACCUGAUCCAGAAAAACCUGUCUGGUAAUUUUAGUGUAAACGGAGCAGUUCUCUUACCCAUUGCUGUUGUAUCGAUCCUUGUGAAUGUGAUCUUUAUAAUCUACUUUGCAUUCCUUUGGAACUCAAGAAAAAAGCUUCAACCAGAGGACAAAGACAGUACAUACAUGUCCCUGCAGAAAACCCACAGAUCAUCAGAAUAUGAUGUUAUUUGCAGCCGCUGAAAUAGCACGUGUCACAGAG
Messenger RNA from Archocentrus centrarchus (flier cichlid), 1528 nucleotides. RefSeq names its product sialic acid-binding Ig-like lectin 14. Gene Ontology annotation, cellular component: plasma membrane. Gene Ontology annotation, biological process: cell adhesion. Gene Ontology annotation, molecular function: sialic acid binding. Bases 1 to 1509 code for a protein of 502 amino acids. The transcript has 7 exons. The record is from RefSeq and is a predicted model, not a curated record. Lineage: Eukaryota; Metazoa; Chordata; Actinopteri; Cichliformes; Cichlidae.